AUGGCGGCUUCAGUGCGAGGCGGCCUGGUAGUCCCGCUCCCGCCUCCGCUCGCUUCCCCGCGCUGCCUCGCCCCGUCCCCGCGGAGGCGCCGCCGUCGCCUCCCCAGGGUCCGCGCGGCUGCGGUGGAGCCCGUCGAGGUGGUGGGCGUCGGGAGCCGGAAGGACGCCGUCAUCGACUUCUGCCUCGGCUUGCGCACCCUCUCCUCCACCCCGAUCCGCUUCUGGACAGUACACGUGGAUAAUUCUGAAGUGCAAUUCAUACCGAGAAUUCGGGAUACAGAGACAGCAGUUGGAGACUUGGAACGCCCCUUAUCUCUUCAUCCUUGCCCGUCGGCGGUUAUUAUUGUUGCAAGUGCCGGACAGGAGGCUGAUCAAAUUGCUGCACUGGAGCUUCUCAGUGCUACCAAAUCUGCCGAUAAUCUGGCUGCAUCAAUAUUUUUGAAGCCCUUUUGUUUCGAGGGACAAAGACGGCAAUUGGAGGCAUCUGAUUUGAUUGUUAAAUUUCAAGCAUGCUCGAAUUUUCACAUUGUUAUUGAAGCUGAUUCACUGCUUGAGACGGAAGUGGAAACUCUUGCUGAAGCUAUGGAAAGUGCCAAUAAUGCUGUCCUCUCAACUAUUAGUAUGAUAUCCAUCAUGAUGUAUCAGGGAUUUAAUCAAAUGUUCUGGAGCUCCCUUGAUGCACAAAUUAAGGAAGUUGAUCCUGAGGAAGUAGGCAAACUACUCAAAAGCUAUGGGGAAGCUAGGGUUGGAUUUGGUGCUGGUUAUAAUGUCCAAUCAGCUAUUAAACAGGCUGUUCUUCACUGUCCAUUUCUUCGUGGUGGCAUAAAGGACUUGAACAAUGUUGUUUUUCUCUCGCUUACAACUUCCCGGGUAUUGGCUCAGAGUGAUAUGAUCUCCAUUCUACACAUCUUUCGUCGAGUUACUGGGUUCACUAAGGACAUUAUAUUUUCUAGAAAUUCUGAACCUGAUCUAGAGCCAAAACUCAUAGUAGUUUCUCUUCUAACAAUUCGAAAUACCCGUGAUGAAAAUGUUGCCUCAGUAAAGGAGGGGUUUCUUCUGAGCAUGGCUUUGCAUUUUCCUUUUAUAUCAUCUCUUAUGGGAGGAGAUACUCAGGAGCUUAGACAAGCUCGGUUAAAUCACUCAUUCAGCCAAUUGCCUGACAUUGGAUUGAGCUUAGCGGAUCAAGGAUUGCCAGAACAUUUCAGUGUUUCUAAUGAUGCUACUGUUUCUAAUUUACGUUCUGACAAAAUAGAAUAUAUCAAAUCUGAGAGGGAAUCUGAUAACAAUAAUGGGAGAAUACAUCCAGAGUUUAAAGGAGCUAAUUUAGAGUCUGAUGGAGAAACUAGUAUAGAUGUUGGCAGAGAGGAUCCAAGUUCACAACAGGAGCGUAAUUUCUGGAGUAAUGCCCCUGCCUUUGGUAUUGCACAAUUGUGGGCUAAAGAGAGGACCACAACAGGUAGAAGCAAUAAAAGGAAUGAGCUCGAUUAUAUCACUCUGCCUGUUGGUGUAAAAUCUCUUGAGGUUCAGUAUGAUCAUUCUCCAAAUACACAGCCUGAAACCCGUAAUGCUACCAAUAGCACACCUCUAUCUACUGGGCAUGCUGUCUCUGGAACCUCACUUUCUGGUGUUGGUUUGGAGAAAGUGAUGGAGAUAUGUAGUUCUGCAGCGGCAUUUCUAAAGGGCAGAAUGGAUAAAUCUCGAAAACGUGGCUCUGCUGCCAGCCGAGCUGCAUCGAUGCUCCACGCAGAAAGAGAACCCGAGAAAACAUGGAGCCCAAUAGUUGAAAUACAGUUUGGAGAAGGGACUUACAGAGGGAGAUGCCAAGAAGGUGUCCCUGAAGGAAAGGGACGCUUAACCUACAGUGAUGGUAGCAUCUAUGAUGGGCUCUGGAAGUAUGGCAAGAGAUCCGGUUUGGGAACGCUUUAUUACAGCAAUGGUGAUGUGUUUCAUGGAACUUGGAGGGACGAUCUUAUUCAUGGAAAGGGUUGGUACUAUUUUCACAGUGGUGAUCGUUGGUUUGCGAAUUUCUGGAAGGGGAAGGCUAAUGGCGAGGGAAGAUUCUAUGCCAAGGAUGGGAGUAUACUCUUUGGCCAUUUUCAAAAUGGAUGGCGUCAUGGAGAGUGCCUGUUGAUAGAUGGGAACGGAUCAAGGUGGCUUGAAGUUUGGGACGAGGGUGUACUUACCGGACGGACUAAAUUGGAAGAAUAG
This is a messenger RNA of Triticum turgidum subsp. durum (durum wheat), 2208 nucleotides long. NCBI's taxonomy places the organism in Eukaryota, Viridiplantae, Streptophyta, Magnoliopsida, Poales, Poaceae. The record is from the annotation of a GenBank genome assembly.